AUGGAUCCCUCAACACCGGCACAUGUCCCCCCGGACGUGUCUGUCACGGAAGACGAUGCCGAGGCUGUAGCCUCCAAAUACAUGGACGAGCUUGCUGCGAGGCUCUUGGCGCCCACCGAGCCCACGCGCUCGGAAGCUUCCCCACCCAUGCCCGAGCCUGAUUUGGACUCGACGACCGCGGCCAGCUUGGAAAAGUUCAUGGCCAACCUAAAAGAGCAUUUGCAGCUGGAUCCAGAGGACUGGUCUGCAACAACAGGGAUGGCCCCUGCGUCGUCCAGCGCGUCGACAGGUGCCAUGCCGAGCACCUCAACCUCGGCCUCAGCGUCCCCCAUUCCUACCUCGACCACCGUUCUACAACACACACCUCGUGAACGCGCUCAUACACGCACACCCGCGGAGCAUGAACGCCGGAUCGCGCACGUCGUGCGUGAAUACAUGCGGCAAGAAGCGCAUGGUGUCCCGCCAGGCGUGUCGCCUAUGAUGACCAAGAUCAAGUGUCUUCAUGCCAGUGUCGCACAGAAAUCCUACGGCUCAGAGAAACGGUUUUUAUGCCCACCACCUGUCGUACAUAUCACGGGCUCGUUGCGGUACACGCCCAACGCGCCGCUUCUUCUCAUGCAGGUGCAAGGCGAAGAUAGCGAUAGCUUCUCGGGCGAGCAGGUGUCGCCGUUGGACGACACACAGCAUGCGCGCUUUACGGAGCUCCAUGUCACAGGGACAGGCAAGGCCAAGAGUUUCCGGCUGCAAUUGCAUUUACUCGCACCGCACGACGGCCCGGAGCCUACGAAGCGUAUGCGACUGGGCCACGGUGAAACCGCGGCGGUGCGCAGUACCAGCUGGGCCAGCUUUGACUCGGCGCCCAUUGGCAUCAUCUCCAAACCGUCCAAACGCAUCGCCAAGGCCCGCAAUGUGUCUGCACAUAUUACCAAGGACACGUCUGUGUCGCUAUUCAACCGAAUCAAUUCCCAGACCUACCGAACCAAAUACCUCUGUGCGCAAGACGGGCGUCUUUCAGCGCAAAGUCGUACAUGGACGGCCUUCCGGCUGGUACUCCUCUCACGUCGGGAGGCCGCUGCGCCACGUGAUACGGCCGAUGAAAGUGUGCUGACCUACGGCUCGGUGAUUGUGCUGAUCGACCCUGCGUCUGGGGCUGCGACCGAUCCCCUCAUUGUAUGCAAGGUCGAUCGUGGGCGUAUUUUGCCGCCGAUCGAUGGCGGUGGAGACGAAGGGCAGGAAGACGAUGAGCUGAGUGCGUGGGGGGCUGUGACCCAAAUGCAAAAGGUAGCCUUGCUGCGCUACAUGCCCUCGGAUCGCGGUGCGUGGAUCUUGGAUGCGCAUAUGCCCCGCACCUAUCUGUGCGCAGGCACGCCGACACACGACACAACAGUGCGAGUAGGGGAGACGACCGAUGAUGCGCAUUCCCUGCCUCUGACAUUUGCAUCCACCCAGGCCACGUCGUUGCCCUCGGGAGCGCCUGUGGACGAGGCUGAAGAUGCGUUUUGUUGGACCCUGGUCGGCAUUUCCCACUUUGAAUACGCGUAUAUUGACGUGGACAUGCUCGAUAUGCCGACUUCGUCCCCGAGUGUUGGACUUUCCCUUACCCCCUUCCCCCUUGUGACGACUAUGCCCUACUAUGAUGCACCGACCCACAAACUCGCGAUGACUGUGCAGAACUUUUUCUAUGUCCGCGACUCGGCGGCCUUGCAAACGCCGCGUGAGGCGUAUGCAGCCGCGCGGGCCCCCGGCGCGGCCCUGGCCCCGCUGGAGGUGUGGCUCGGUCCGCUGGGCCCUCUGAUCCUUGCCUUUGCUCCGCUGCCGGACAGCGACGAAGCCGAAGUGGCUGUGCAGUUGCCCAGCCUGAAAUCCAUCAUUGAGGCACGCGUGGAUCAGGAUAGCGAUGCUCCGCCAUCGCAAUGUACAUUGCCACUGCUUUUCGUGCGUGGCUAUGAUAGCACGAUAUACCAUUCUGGCCGCCAUGUGCUGUGCCAGGACCUUGUCGCGGUAGUUCGUGCGGCUGGCGAUAUUGGCGCCGCCAACGCACUACAAAAACUCAACGUCGGCUUGGGCGAGCAGGCAGGCGCUCAUGAAUUGCCUGCAGGGAGUGUAUGGACGCUCCGUGUGAUAUAA
Malassezia pachydermatis is the source of this 2127-nucleotide messenger RNA. Its product is annotated as transcription factor. Gene Ontology annotation, biological process: regulation of transcription by RNA polymerase II. NCBI's taxonomy places the organism in Eukaryota, Fungi, Basidiomycota, Malasseziomycetes, Malasseziales, Malasseziaceae. Gene Ontology annotation, cellular component: nucleus. Gene Ontology annotation, molecular function: DNA-binding transcription activator activity, RNA polymerase II-specific; RNA polymerase II cis-regulatory region sequence-specific DNA binding. The record is from RefSeq and is a predicted model, not a curated record. The transcript has a single exon. The coding region runs from base 1 to 2127 and encodes 708 amino acids.